This is a messenger RNA of Setaria italica (foxtail millet), 2932 nucleotides long. RefSeq lists its product as uncharacterized. Gene Ontology annotation, cellular component: COPI vesicle coat. NCBI's taxonomy places the organism in Eukaryota, Viridiplantae, Streptophyta, Magnoliopsida, Poales, Poaceae. Bases 45 to 2606 code for a protein of 853 amino acids. Gene Ontology annotation, molecular function: protein binding; protein kinase activity; ATP binding. The record is from RefSeq and is a predicted model, not a curated record. Gene Ontology annotation, biological process: intracellular protein transport; intra-Golgi vesicle-mediated transport; endoplasmic reticulum to Golgi vesicle-mediated transport. The transcript has 15 exons.
CACUGGCCAGUCCACUUCUCUCUCUCAACCACUGGCAAUCAUACAUGCGCAUCUGCUUUACUACUCGGUUCCAACUGAGCUCGAUCUUUCUGCUCGACCAGCACGGCAGCAGCAGGGCAGUUACCCCUGAUUACCAGAUGGACAGUGCCGCAAGGAUAUAUGAUAUGUACGAGACGAUGCUGGAGAAUAUGCUGAAGUAUCCAAGUGAACCAGCAGAGUCUCUGCCACUGGAAUUCUUGAAAGCCAUCACGGAUAAUUUCUCCAAUGACCGUAUAAUCGGUAGGGGUGGCUUUGGAGAGGUUUACAAGGGAAUUCUACGGAGCGGGAAAGUAAUUGCAGUAAAGAAGAUAUAUGAUAGGUAUCACGUUGACAAGGACAACUAUUUGGACGAGCUCCGCAAUGUUUUGGGGAUCAUGCACCCAAAUGUGGUACAGCUCAUAGGUUACUGUGCUGAGACUAAGAUGGAUACAAGGACACACGGUGGGAAGCUGAUUGUGGCGGAAAUACGCUCACGGUUGCUCUGCUUCGAGUAUAUUAGCAAUGGAGGCCUCGACAUGUAUAUUUCCAAAGAAUAUAUGGACCUUGGCUGGGACGAGAUAUGCAUGAUAAUUAAGGGGAUUUGUAGUGGCUUAGAUGCCCUUCACGAGGAAAAAAUUGUUCAUCUGGACCUUAAGCCACAGAAUAUAUUGAUGGAUGGUAACAUGAUGCCCAAAAUUGUCGACUUUGGCUUGGCAAGGCUCUUGGGCAAAAAUAAAUCAAAAACAUACACUGAGAGGGUGACAGGAACAACCGGAUACAUGGCACCGGAAUAUUUUAAUGAUGGCAAAAUCUCUACCAAGGCAGAUAUAUUCAGUUUGGGUGUUAUAAUGAUUGAGUUAAUGACAGGUAGUAGGAAUUAUCCCCGGAGCAUGCCACAUUAUUAUUAUUCCUACACCUCGUAUGGGAAUACACUCGAUACUACCCAAGCACAGCUAGAGGAAUUCUCCGGGACUGUGCUUGAAAAAUGGAAGAAAAUAUUUCAAAAAACACUGAAGGAUGCAUCACUCGUUGAAGUUUCUACCAAUCAAUUGAAGCAACUGAUUGCUAUAGCCCUAAAAUGUGUGGACAGUGACCUAAAUAAAAGACCUAAUGCAGCAGAUAUACUUCAAAUUUUUUCUCGUAAUGAAGCAGGACAAAGCUCAUGCGAUCCAUGUUGCAAAUAUAGCCAGGUUAGAGAUCUCGUCAGCGUGCAGCCCACCGAACUCAAAAUACACAUGGCAGAUCCAAACAAGUUGUACCGCUCGUCAUGCUUGCUGCACCUAAACAAUAACACACUUGGACAUGUCGCCUUCAGGAUCCUAUCCAAUACUCUAGCGCGGCACUUCAUUUGGCCGAAAUUUGGUUUCGUGCCUCCCGGGUGCAGGUACACUGUUGCUGUCACAAUGCGCUACCAGCAAAAUCCACCGCCCAGCGAAGACCUGGUUUUUACACUGGAGAGCACCAGAGCGAGUGAUCAGGAAAUAAAGAACGUUAUUUCAAGGCAUUUAAUUUAUGACCACGAUGAUUUCUUUGCGAAAGCUAAAGAUAAGGGCCGUCAGGUUCACGAGGAAAAAUUAACUCCUGUUUACUCAAAUAAUGAGCUUGCAAUCGAGAUAGUACCCCUCGAAAUGUCUGAUUAUAUGACGACUACCAUAGACGCGCAUCCAACGGAGCCAUGGAUUCUGAUCAUUCGUAGCUCAAUUAUCAUCUGGGACUACAACACGCAGGAGAUGGCACACCUCCCACCUCGCAGAGAACAAAAACAGGUGUCUUCCGGCAGAUUUCGUGGUUCAAUCACACCUUUAGUUGCAAAGUUUAUUGCACAAAAGAAUUGGAUAGUAGUCGGAUGUUCAUUUGGUUACAUAAAAGUGUACAAAUAUUGCAAGCAGGCUUUAUUUUCUGAAAUAAAGAGCUUUAAAGCUCAUGAAUAUGGUGGCAUAAGCUCUUUGGAACUCCAUCGAACUGGGCCUUAUGUGCUAUCGGCAGUUGAAGCUGAGGGACAUUCUGCGCCCAUGUGGGACAACCCAAUGGACAAGAUAAAGAUGUGGGACUGGGAAAACGGCUGGAAAUUGAUUUGCACAUUCAACACAGAAAAGUAUACAUAUCAAAUCAAAUUUAACCCAAUGGACCUAAAUAUGUUUGCUACUAUUUCUGGUGGGGUAAAGGUCUGGAAUAUCUGUUCUCCAGAUUCUGUAUCCGAAUUACGUCGGACUCAUCCGACACGUUUGGAUUUCUUUUCACGAGAUGGCGCACCGCACAUGAUUUUUGCCGACCAGUCCAAUAGGAGGAAGCCCACGAUAUGGGAUUGCCAAAACAUGAAGUGUGUUUCAACGCUGAAAGAGCAUUUAGCUGAUGUUACUGUGGUAUUUUCCCAUCCUGAACUUCCAGUACUCGUGACAGGAUCACAUGACGGGACAAUUCGUCUAUGGAACUCUAGUACUUUCAGUCUUCUAGGUGUACUAAACUGUGGCCUCGGCACUGUACUGGCUAUAACAAGUUUGAAGGGGUCAAGAAGGAUUGCUAUCUUACAUUAUGGUGGAUUGGCAAUUGCUGAAAUUGACACUGAGCAAUCGGUUGCUAUAGUAUGAGGCAGACCAUUCGAGUCGGAGACAAGCUUGACUGUAUAAAGACAUCUAUAUUUUACACUUUCUACUCGUGCAAUUUCUGGGUUGUUUGCAGAUUUGGCUUCAGUGCUUGUUUAUCGUUGCUCCCAUGUUCACUAUUUGAGCUUCAUGCAUCUAAUAAAAUUAUGUCUAUAAGACCUAUUUUAUACUUUUUUUCAACCCACGCAUGUGAUGGGGAGUCAUUACGUACAAAAAUUUCCGUGUCUAUGAUUUGAGUUGUAAAUUUUUAUGUGGGGCUAUUUUGUGUCUCUGAUGCAUGGUAAAAUGUGUCUGCAGUUAACUUUUACGUA